AUGAGAGAGAGAGAUCCGUGCCCAAUUCCACCGCCGCCGCCGCCACCCCCACCCAAAGAUGACCGAUUCAUUUGGGGCACUAUAACUCUAUUGUUACUUGCUGGUGGCUUCGUUGUAUAUGCUAAAGGUUCGCCAGAAAUACGCGAUUGGUUGACGCUGAACGCGCCAUGGUUCGAUGACCUUAUAGCUAUAUUGUACCAGGAGAACAUGACUUACGGAGAGUUUGCCGUUACUUGCAUCGAUGAUACCAAGAGGUUCAUUGAACGUAUGACUGGGACGAACAAACCUAAAAAGUGCUCGCUCGAAGGCGGAGAAGUACUCAAUUAUGAUGUACCCGAAGAACCAAAAAAUACUGAUGAAAAUGAAAUUGUGUGUAAGCCCGAACCUCCUCCAGUCGUCACGCAGAAUAUCUGUGAAAUCGAGCGUUGUAUGGUCGAUCUAGGAGAGACGGUUCUCAACAACUAUAAUACUGCUAAGGAAGCUUGCAUCUUCUACAAUUCGGAAGUAGAAAGCGCAAUGAAAACUUUCACCUACAAAAGUAUGAAGGAUUUGCGGAAGACUAUGGAAGAACGUAUAGAACUUGUCAAAACUUCACUUCAUAACGCCUCCACUGCUAUAAACAGACUAGCCGCAACCCUGGCUAGAUUGUGUACGGCUGAGAUCAGAAAGGAAAAGGAGGUGAAAGGAUAA
This is a messenger RNA of Spodoptera exigua (beet armyworm), 690 nucleotides long. The record is from the annotation of a GenBank genome assembly. Lineage: Eukaryota; Metazoa; Arthropoda; Insecta; Lepidoptera; Noctuidae.